UUCUUCCAUACAGAGAAUCGUGUGCGCAGGUGCCUGAAGUAGGAAGUGUCAUUUAAUAAUUUUUCGGGAACUCGGUCUGCCAGUCCCAGACCAUGAACUACGUGGGGCAGCUGGCGGAGACUGUGUUUGUGACGGUCAAGGAACUAUACCGGGGCCUUAACCCGGCCACGCUCACGGGGGCCAUCGAUGUCAUCGUGGUGCGCCAGCCCGACGGCAGCCUCCAGUGCUCGCCGUUCCAUGUGCGCUUCGGCAAGCUUGGGGUGCUGCGCUCCAAGGAGAAAGUGGUGGACAUUGAGAUCAAUGGGGAGCCAGUUCACCUGCAAAUGAAGCUGGGGGACAACGGAGAAGCUUUUUUUGUGGAGGAAAAUGAGGAUUUUGAGUCCAGAGUGCCAGCCCACCUCUGCACGUCGCCCAUCCACAUCGAGCUGCCGGAGGGUUCCGAGGAAACCUUUGAGGGGCUCCCCAGUUCCGGAAGCACACGAAGGAAAAAGCGGCGGCGCAAACGCAUACGCUCCGACUCCCACCUAAGAGAAGAUGGUAGCUCCUCGUCCGACGAGAGAGAGAGGGAGCAGUCAGGAGAACAGGAAGAAGAAGAGCCCACCACGCCCAUGCUCGCCAGUAAGUCUGUGUACUUCUCGCUGUCUGAGGAGCCACAUGAAGAGUUGGUGGUCAUGCAGAUCAGGGACGUCCACCCUCACUCAGACGGAGAGGGGUCCCCCUCAGAGAGUGUGUUCUAUAGUCGUCCUUCCUCCCCCAAGAGUGACUCUGAGCUGCUGGUGAAGCCUCCGGAGUCUUCAGGGCCUCAGAUGCAGUGGAACUGGGGCGGCUUUCCCGAGAUGUGUCCAACGGAGAGAGGGAGGGUGGAGGUGCAGCAUGUCUCCCCUGGCGUCCGCUGCUCCGACAGCUCCCACUUCCGCACCAUCAAGCGGCAGGAUUCCUUUGACAUGGGCCUGGAGCCCGUGGUCAGCUGUGUCCGAGCGAGCAGUAGCGUGGCGGUGGUGGUCAGGCCCAUGCCCAGGACCGGACCAGCGGUCCAACCCACAGAAAGUUCCCCCAUAGACCUGGAGAGAGCCUCCAAUAUGGCCCACUCCACCCCGAAUCACCCCACCUCAGAGCUGCUCUCAGAGCCGCUAACAUUGGCAUCAUUAGCGAUGGCUAGCAUAGACUCGCCCCAAGCCCCAGGGCCUAGAAAAAUGGAAACGCAGCCACAAGUAGAGACCCAGCAGGCAGGGGAUGAAGUAGCCGAGGAGUCCCCAUCCAACCCGGAGCUGGAAGACUCCAUAAACUCCCUGGCUAACAAAAUUAGCAUUGCUAAUGUAGGCGAUACUGAUAGACAAGCUAGCGAAGUAAGCACAGCAAAUGUUGAAUGUGUAGCUAACAUGGUUAGCCAAGUUGAAAACGACUGUAUAGACACACACAUCCCAUCCAGAAAAGGUAGCAAAGCUGCCACAAUCAGCGCAGACAGGCUAGCUAGCAACAGCACAGCUACUUUAGCUUUAACUAACAAGGCUAGAUUGGCUAACACAACUAGCUAUGCCAGUGCAGCCAACUUAGGUCCCAUUACCACAGAGUGUCUGGGUAGCAGAGCACACCCAGACCAUCACAGUGCCUUUCCAGAACCCAAUGGACAGGGGCCAGGAGUUGUCUUGAGUGAGGGCGACAGCGGGAUUGAGCCCUGCACCGAGGGAGGGGAGGAGACAGAGAACGGAGUUGUAAUGACGUCCAGAGCCACAGACCACUCCCUGACCAAUCAGGCUGCAGAGAGUAUUGGAGUGACAGAUGUGUUAGCCACUGAGGCUCUGAGGGAGGAGCAGUCUAGCUCAGCAGAGCACCAGGACAAGAAGAAAGGUAAACGCAGUCAGCACCUGGGACCCUCCGACAUCUACCUGGAUGACUUGUCUAACCUGGACCCAGAGGUGGCAGCACUCUACUUCCCACCUAAAAGUGAGGCAGAAGGAUGCUCGCGGCCCGGUGCGGAGCAAGGGUCCAGUUCUGGUAACCAGUCUCCACAGUCGGUGGGCAGUGGGGCCAUGGACAGCGGCACAGAGUACCUGUCCGACUCUACCACCGACCACUUGGAUGUUAGCAUGUCCCUCUGCGGCCGCACCGGCCACACCAGCCAAAUCAACAAAGAUCAGUUUAUGGAACAUGUUGUGAACUACCAGGAUAUGGUGAGCAACCCUGGAAUCAUCGAAGAUCCAAACCUGGUUAUCUGCAUCAACUCAAAGUAUUAUAACUGGGCAGUGGCUGCCCCUAUGGUCCUGUCAAUGCAAGUUUUUCAAAAGAAUCUACCAAAGAGUGCCAUUGACCAGCUGGUGAAGGACAAGAUGCCCAAAAAGUCUGGCCGCUGGUGGUUCUCCUGGAGGAGGAAGGACAUGGACACUAACCCAAACCAGACUGGAGAGAACUCUAAGCAGGACCAAGAGGAGGCACAUGCAGAGACUGAAGUCUCAACCUCUGUGUCUGUCACUGGUCCCUCAACAAACAUACUGGCGACUCUGGAUGACCUGACUAGUGACGAGGAGGCGGGCCUAGGCAGAGUGGGCAACCUAUCAUCAGAGACCUUAGAGACCAUAAACACUGGCCAGUGUUUUAGCCACAUGUACCGCAAGUCCCUACGCCUCACCUCCGAACAGAUAGAGCAGUUGAACCUGCGUGAGGGGGCCAACAAGGUUAUGUUCAGCGUGACCACUCAGUACCAGGGCACCUGUCGCUGCGAAGCCGCCAUCUACUUGUGGAACUGGGACGACCGCGUCGUCAUCUCAGACAUCGAUGGCACCAUCACAAAGUCUGAUGCCCUGGGUCAUAUCCUACCUCAGCUGGGGAAAGACUGGACACACCACGGCAUCGCCCGUCUCUACCACAAAAUCCACCAAAACGGCUACAAGUUCCUGUACUGUUCGGCACGGGCCAUCGGCAUGGCCGACAUCACCAAGGGCUACCUGCAGUGGGUGAACGACAAAGGCACUGUCCUCCCCAAGGGCCCCGUGCUGCUGGCCCCCAGCAGUUUCUUCUCUGCCCUGCACAGAGAGGUGGUAGAGAAGAAGCCGGAGGUGUUCAAGAUCGCCUGCCUCACUGACAUCCGAGACCUGUUCAACCCCCAGAGGCAGCCCUUCUAUGCAGCCUUUGGUAACAGGACCAAUGAUGCCUAUGCUUAUAAGGAAGUGGGUGUCCGUGACACCAGGAUCUUCACUGUGAACCCCAAGGGAGAACUCAUCCAGGAGAAGAACAAAGGCAACAAGUCCUCGUACACUCACCUGAGCGAGCUGGUGGAACACUUCUUCCCUAUGAUCUCUGAGGAUGGGAUGUCGUCCUCCUUCGACUGCCCUGAGUUCAGCCACUUCUCCUACUGGAGAGAGCCCCUAACACCACUGGACCUGUCCUCUCUGGACUAGACACACACACACACACCACUGGACCUGUCCUCUGGACUAGACACACACACACUCUGUCUUUCUUUCCUCCUCUUUCUCUCUAUCUUUUUCCUUCUCUCUCAUCACCCCUUUUCUCUCUCUCUUUCGAUCCCUUUCUGAAUUCAGAAAUUGUUUUAAUAAGCAUUCAUGGUCUGGAAUAUUGUAGAUGUGCAAGGUUCUCAUUUAAUAUACUCUAUAUUAUUAUAUUCUGUGUCGAUUCAUCUGAUGCAAUAGAGAACAAAAUUGAAGUGUCUGGCUUUCCACACUUGCUGGGACACACACAAGCACAGAGCAAAAUUUAGACCAAAUAUGCACCGAUGACAUACAUUUUACGCAACACUGUGACUUCAUAUUGUGCAGUACAUGAUUGCAAAAAGAUAUGCUGCACUGGCCAUACCAUAUUGCCAUUAUCCAAAUGAUACUGGCAAUUUGGGAAACCCUUGUGCUGCUCAAGAAUUCAAUUUAUAUUUACAUUUUAGUCAUUUAGCACAGGGUUUCCCAAAUUGUCCAGUAUUGGGGAACAUCCCACGCCCCCCUUCAUGCACAAGCCCUGUUCAUGACACAAACUGUUCACACCCCUCUUGUUGUGGGCUUAGUUUAAAACCUGUACUCCCUGUAGUUCAUUGCAGUACUUAAAGGGAUAGUUCACCCAAAAAAGUAGACAAUAGACUGACAGACUGCGGUCCACUCUUCCCAAGUGAUGGUGGAACAUUGAACGUCUACAUGACCUAGUAACCAUUCUUAAUGUUUUACAUGAGAUUAGUAAAAAAGUAAAAAUAAUUAUAGCGCUCAAAUGUGAUCAAUGUAAAAGAAAAACUAUAGAAAGCAACGUGUGUGCAUGUUGACUCCAAAGAGGAUAUUGUGGCUCAGACAAUACUGUAAGUGUAACCCAGAGUUAGACCAAAAGGACUGCUGCUUUUGACUGGAAGCAAGCUUUUUUUAUCUAGUUUAUGUUUGACUUAUGUGGAGCUCUGGCAUCACGGGUUUGGUAGCAAUUGGAUAUUCAUUAGCUAGAGUUUGGUGGAGGUUUGUUAUGGGAGAGAUCUGAGCAGAACGUGUGUUGCUACUACAAGUUAACAGCAGGCUCGGGUCACACCUCUCCCUUCAAGGUACUGCACCACUUGGUUUUGUGCACAGCCAUAUGGAUAUCUAUAUAUGCUUUCGAUAUGGUUUUAAACUAGGCCCUAUGUGAAUUUGGGGGGUUCCGUUUCAGAUACAUUCCAGGGUUGAGUGAAUGGACUGUUUGGGUAAUUGAAAUGGCCAUGGUCUGGUCUGACAAGGUGCCUUUUUUGCUUAUAUAUGAUUUAUAAACUUUCAUAUUUAAAGGGAUACUUCAGGAUUUUAUCUACUUUCCCAGUGUCAGAUGAACUAAUGCGUGCAGUUUGAAGGAAGUUGCUAACUAGCGCUAGCACACGUAGUCAGUUAACUGGAAGUCUUUGGGUAUCUGCUAGCAUGCUAGAAGAUACCCAUAGACUUCAAGUCAUUGCGCUAAUGCAAGUUAGCAUUGGCUCA
Messenger RNA from Coregonus clupeaformis (lake whitefish), 4925 nucleotides. RefSeq names its product zgc:123305. The transcript is spliced from 19 exons. Gene Ontology annotation, biological process: positive regulation of transcription by RNA polymerase II; cellular response to insulin stimulus; triglyceride biosynthetic process. Bases 93 to 3395 code for a protein of 1100 amino acids. NCBI's taxonomy places the organism in Eukaryota, Metazoa, Chordata, Actinopteri, Salmoniformes, Salmonidae. The record is from RefSeq and is a predicted model, not a curated record. Gene Ontology annotation, molecular function: transcription coactivator activity; phosphatidate phosphatase activity. Gene Ontology annotation, cellular component: nucleus.